This is a messenger RNA of Penicillium cataractarum, 1461 nucleotides long. RefSeq names its product ubiquitin-protein ligase peroxin 12 (gene pex12). Gene Ontology annotation, molecular function: zinc ion binding; protein binding; ubiquitin-protein transferase activity. NCBI's taxonomy places the organism in Eukaryota, Fungi, Ascomycota, Eurotiomycetes, Eurotiales, Aspergillaceae. The record is from RefSeq and is a predicted model, not a curated record. The coding region runs from base 1 to 1461 and encodes 486 amino acids. Gene Ontology annotation, cellular component: peroxisomal importomer complex; peroxisomal membrane. The transcript has 2 exons. Gene Ontology annotation, biological process: protein import into peroxisome matrix; protein monoubiquitination.
AUGGAGUACCUACCUAGUCUUCAACAGGAGUUCGAUGAGAACAAGCCAUCCCUCUUCGAACUCCUCGCUGAACAGCAGCUAUCUGAUCUUCUCCCACCUUCCAUCCGCUACCUCCUCGCGGUCGCAACACAUCGCCACCCGCGGUACCUCCUCCGGAUCCUCAACUCCUACGACGAGGUCUACGCCCUUCUCUCCCUAGUCGUCGAGCGAUACUACCUCCGCACAUUUGGCGGAUCAUUCACCGAAAACUUCUACUCCCUCAAGCGCGAGCGUGUGCUCCGCACGAAGAAUGGCGAGAUCCCACGCGCCCAGGUUGGCGCGGGCGGCCCCGUGCGCGACGCCCUCAAGCUGCGCUCCGCAGACGUGUGGAAGAACCUGCUCGUCAUGGUCGGUAUCCCUUACUUGAAGCGCAAGCUUGAUGAGGGAUACGACAUCCAUGCGGCGCCGCAGGCGUCUUUGGUGAUGGGCGGCGGGCCGCGAUACAACCCCAGCGAUGAUCUCCCACACAACCCAACCAUCCGCCAGCGCAUCUUCCACUAUUACAAGUGGUUCUUGCGCAAUGUAUACCCGUCCGUCAAUGCGGCGUACUAUUUCUCCAUCCUGGCAUUCAAUCUUGCCUACCUCUUCGAUAAUACUAAAUACUCCUCUCCUUUCCUUUGGCUGAUUGGCACGCGCAUUCGCCGCCUCGGAGCCGCCGAUCAUCGUGCUAUCGCCGCUGUGCUGGACCCCAAGCCUGCACCUGGUGGUAACCGUUCUCAGCGACCUGGCUCAGGAUUGAUGGGUCUGUUGAGCCCGCAGAACAUGUACCCACAACUACUUACAUCUCUGCGCUACUUCCUCCCGGCAUCGAUCUUCGCGUUGAAGUUCUUGGAGUGGUGGCAUGCUAGUGACUUCUCGCGUCAAUUGGCUCGCAAGGCGACCGAGGUGUUGGACUUGCCAGCUCCAGUGGUUUCAGGGUUGACCAACCCCGCGGAACGACGCAAGUCAGGGCAAGAGGAGAAGGAGAAGAAGGCUUCUGGAGACUUGAAGUCUGCAUUGAAAUCGCCUCGCCGCCACCAACCACCUAUUUCCGCAACCUCAUAUCUUCCCAUUUUCACCGUGCCUCUACCGCCGGCGGAUACCUCUAGUGCAAACACCUGCCCUGUCUGUUUGAACACGCUCGUCAACCCAACAGCAUGCCAGACGGGAUACGUGUUCUGCUACGUGUGUAUUUUCCACUGGCUUAAUGGCGAACACCAGAGACAACUGGACUUUAUGAAUGGGGAAGGUGCAGGCGCUGCUUGGGAAGAGGAGAUUACGGGAGAUGAUGAGACGACGAAGAAAUCGUCGGAUGACCAUGAAUCUGAUGACAAGACCUCUCGCAAGCGCGGCGGAAAGUGGGAGAGUGGUAAAGGCAGAUGCCCAGUUACGGGGAGGAGAGUUCUCGGUGGAACCGAUGGUCUCCGGAGGGUGUUGAUUUGA